Messenger RNA from Arvicola amphibius (Eurasian water vole), 924 nucleotides. RefSeq names its product H-2 class II histocompatibility antigen, E-S beta chain-like. The transcript is spliced from 5 exons. NCBI's taxonomy places the organism in Eukaryota, Metazoa, Chordata, Mammalia, Rodentia, Cricetidae. Gene Ontology annotation, molecular function: MHC class II protein complex binding. The record is from RefSeq and is a predicted model, not a curated record. Gene Ontology annotation, biological process: positive regulation of T cell activation; peptide antigen assembly with MHC class II protein complex; antigen processing and presentation of exogenous peptide antigen via MHC class II. Gene Ontology annotation, cellular component: MHC class II protein complex; late endosome membrane; lysosomal membrane. The coding region runs from base 1 to 924 and encodes 307 amino acids.
AUGAUGCAACUGUGGCUCCCCAGAGGCCCCUGGGUGGCAGCUAUGAUCAUGGCAUUGAUGGUGCUGAGCUCUUCCAUGGCUUUGGUCAGGGACCGCCGAUCUCGGUUCAUGGCACAAGUUAAACACGAGUGUCAUUUCUACAAUGGGACACAGCGCGUGUGGCUUUUGGAUAGAUACUUCUACAACCAAGAGGAAAACGUGCGCUUCGACAGCGACGUAGGCAAGUACCUUGCUGUGACCAAGCUGGGGGAGCUGGAGGCCGAGAACUGGAACAGCCGGAAGGAGCUCCUGGAGGAUGCGCGGGCCGGGGUGGACACGUACUGCAGAUACAACUACCGGAUUUUGGAGAGCUUCACUGAGCAGCGGAGGGUUGAACCUGUGGUGACUGUGUAUCCUACAAAGACGCAGCCCCUGGAUCACCACAACCUCCUGGUCUGCUCUGUGAGCGGCUUCUACCCCGGCCACAUUGAAGUCAGAUGGUUCCGGAAUGGCCAGGAGGAGAAGGCUGGGGUCGUGUCCACGGGCCUGAUCCGGAAUGGGGACUGGACCUUCCAGACCCUGGUGAUGCUGGAGACGGUUCCUCAGAGUGGAGAGGUUUACACCUGCCAGGUGGAGCAUCCCAGCCUGACCAGCCCUGCCACAGUGGAGUGGAGGGCACAGUCCUCAUCUGCACAGAAGAAGAUGCUGAGUGGAGUUGGGGGUUUCAUGCUGGGUCUGUUCUUUCUUGGACUGGGACUGUUCAUCUACUUCGGGAGCCAGAAAGGACAGUCUGGACUCCAGACGACAGGUAACACCCUUCAGUCUUCCCUCAGAGACAGAUCUGCUUUCCCUACAGUGUGGGGGCUGGGGCGUGGGGGACACCAGGCAGACACACAGGGGAAGAUAGAGACCCCAGGGCCUGGUCAGGCAGUUUGCACUUACUGA